AUGUUUCAAUAUCGAUUUUCUGCUGUUUUAAAACACUGCGAUGAGUUUUUGAAUACAUCUGGGGGUGAUGAGUGGAAAACGAGAUGCGAGCAUACAAAGAAGCUUGAAACAGAAUUUAUAGAACGCGAGCCCGCGGUUGAUAGAGUUGUGGAUGAAUUCGUUAUCAAUUUGAAUCAAACUAACAGUGAUAGUGAUUUUUUGGAAACUGAAGAUGAAGACUCAGAAGGAGAAGAGUCUAGCAGAAUUUUGGGUGUAGAAUCAGUAGGAGACUCUAUAGUGUAUGAAACCAAUUCUGAUAAGACGUACAUCAAUCUUUGA
Molecule: messenger RNA, 318 nt
Organism: Acanthoscelides obtectus
Lineage: Eukaryota; Metazoa; Arthropoda; Insecta; Coleoptera; Chrysomelidae
Source: the annotation of a GenBank genome assembly